Chaetomium fimeti is the source of this 1212-nucleotide messenger RNA. RefSeq lists its product as uncharacterized. The record is from RefSeq and is a predicted model, not a curated record. Gene Ontology annotation, cellular component: cytoplasm. NCBI's taxonomy places the organism in Eukaryota, Fungi, Ascomycota, Sordariomycetes, Sordariales, Chaetomiaceae. Bases 1 to 1212 code for a protein of 403 amino acids. Gene Ontology annotation, molecular function: flavin adenine dinucleotide binding; electron-transferring-flavoprotein dehydrogenase activity. The transcript has 6 exons.
AUGGCUACGGCGCUUCGAAAUGUUGUGGUGGUCGGUGGCUCGUAUGUCGGACUGAGUGCAGCCAGGGAACUCGCCAACCUCCUUCCCGCAACCCACCGUGUCGUCCUCGUCGAACCCCACAGCCACUUUCACCACCUCUUCGCCUUUCCCCGUUUCGCCACGACGCCCUCCCACGCCCACAAAGCCUUCAUCCCCUACACCUCCACCUUCACCACCUCCCCCAAUCCCACUCACCACCUCCUGCUCCACGCCCGCGCCCUCACCCUCCACCCCCACAGCCUAACCCUCGACCGCGCAUGGCACGGCUCCCAUACCCUCCCCUUCGACUACCUCAUCGUAGCCACCGGCACACACCUCUCCCCACCAGGCACCAUGCCGACCGACGACAAGGUCUCUUCGGUGGAGUUUCUGAGGCGGUAUCAGAAGGGGGUUGAGGCGGCGCGGGAGGUGGUAAUUGUAGGCGGGGGUGCCGUGGGCGUGCAGAUGGCGUGUGAUGUGAAGGAGGGGUUUCCGGGGAAGAGGGUGGUGCUGGUGCAUUCGCGGGAGAGGUUGAUGAAGGGGUAUCAUGGGAAGUUGAGUGCGUUGGUGAGGGGGAGGUUUGAGGAGUUGGGGGUGGAGGUUGUUAGCGGGAGUAGGGCGGUCGUGCCGGAGGGGGGGUGGCCGUCGGUCUUUGGGGGAGGUGGUGAUGGGGAGAAGGUGGAGGUAGGGCUGCAGGAUGGGCGGGUGGUGACGGGGGAUUUGGUGAUUCCUGCGACGGGGCAGACGCCGAAUACGGGGUUUGUGGCGGGUUUGGAGGGGGCGGAUGAGCUGGGGAGUGUGGUUAACCCGCAGAAUGAGUUUGUACGCGUGCGGCCGACGAUGCAGUUCGCGGAUGGGCGGUAUCCGCACCUCUUUGCGGUGGGGGAUAUUGCGGACUCCGGCGCGCACAAGGCCGCGAAGCCGGGCAUGGUGCAGGCGGCGGUGGCGGCGAAGAAUAUCGCGAGCAUGGUGGCUGGACGUGAGGCGGCCGAGGAGAUGAGCCUGACGCCCGCGGGGAUCCAUCUGACGUUGGGGCUGACGCGCAACGUUAUCUUCCGGAACCCCAACAUUGCCGCCGGGGAGACUGAGCCGUACAUAGAGCUCAAGGAUGACGGCCGCGAGGAUAUGAACAUCGAAAGGGUCUGGACGAUUCGAGGCGUCACGGCCAAGAGUCCACAGGAUUAUCACCUGUGA